Molecule: messenger RNA, 825 nt
Organism: Salvia hispanica
Lineage: Eukaryota; Viridiplantae; Streptophyta; Magnoliopsida; Lamiales; Lamiaceae
Source: RefSeq, a predicted model, not a curated record
AUGACUCAGCCACCCGCCUAUAGAACAAAUCUAUUCUCCAGAAACCAGAUCCAAGGGAGCAACGUUGAAUCCACAAAGAAAGACAAGUUCUUAAACGGCGUUGUAAAGGAUGUGAAGGAGCUGGAGAAUCAGCUGAGAGAGAUGAAGUAUCUCCUCAAAGACGCUAGCCGAAAGCCGCAUCAAUGCGAGAGCGUGCGCGGCUGGAUAAGCGACGCGAGAGAUCUCGCAUACGCAGCUGAAGACGCAAUCGCAGUAUACGCCGUCGAGAGCUAUUCCCAUUGGUGGAAACGAUAUGCCGGAAUCUAUCCACUCCACCACCUGCAGUCCGAGAUCUCUUGCAUCAAGUCCUCCAUAGCAGGACUCCGAAAAAGCAUGCAAGACUACGGCAUAAAGAGCAUCUUAGACAUAGACAGAGCCGGAAGCUCUGACUUAAACUGGUCCAGGAGAACGUUCCCUGAUUUUCUCGUGGAAGACUGUUUUGUAGGGAAGGAGGAUGAGCUGAGAACGCUUGUUUCUCGGCUUGUCGGCGGCGACAGCCACAGAGUUAUUUCAGUAUGGGGCAUGGGUGGCAUAGGCAAAACCACAAUUGCCAAAAAUGCGUACAAUCACAGGACUGUGACAAGUUUCUUUGAAUCUUUCGCGUGGGUUUGCGUUACUCAAAAGUGUAACGUUCGAUCAGUUUUGGAGGAUGUUCUGAAGCAGCUAGCGCCAGAGAGUGUGGGAGGCGUUUCGAGUCUUGGUGAUAUGCAGUUGAAUCAGCAGCUCUGUCAGAUACAAAGUGCUAAGCGAUGCCUGAUUCCCGCACCUCGCAAAGCAAAAUCUUGA